Messenger RNA from Toxotes jaculatrix (banded archerfish), 743 nucleotides. Its product is annotated as C-X-C motif chemokine 6-like. The record is from RefSeq and is a predicted model, not a curated record. Gene Ontology annotation, molecular function: CXCR chemokine receptor binding; chemokine activity. The transcript is spliced from 4 exons. Lineage: Eukaryota; Metazoa; Chordata; Actinopteri; Toxotidae. Gene Ontology annotation, biological process: antimicrobial humoral immune response mediated by antimicrobial peptide; neutrophil chemotaxis; inflammatory response. Gene Ontology annotation, cellular component: extracellular region. The coding region runs from base 151 to 471 and encodes 106 amino acids.
CAUCUACCCCUCACAGUGCUUCUGUCAACACACUUUGCUUUCUUUGACACUAGUCUCUCACCUUAGCUGAACUUACUACAGAUUCUGUCUGACAUCUUUACCAAGAUUUUGUCCAGCACACGUGUCAUCUUGAUCAAAGAAGAACCAACCAUGUCUGGCAUCAUCAAAGUGUUUCUGCUCCUGGCUGCCAUGGUCUGCAUCUCUAAAGCCCAGCUCAAUGAAUCUGGACAGCAGUGUCUGUGUCAGCGUGUCAGAAAGGGCAUUGCCGGUCCUGAUAUAAAGGACAUCCAGAUCUACAGGGCAACCAUCUUCUGCAACAAAGUGGAGAUUGUUGUCACCGCCGGCAGCGGCUUUCGUUAUUGCCUGGACCCCAAGGUGAACGCAGUGAAAAGACUGCUGGUUAACAUCCUAAAGAACAAGAAAAGCUCUACCACUUCCAGCCCGGGCAGCACUAACACAGCUCGCGCCUGACUCUCUCUUUAACUCCUUAGAUGAACAAGAAGCUCAAAUGACCUCUGACCGCCACCUCAUCUGAUAAAGUCACCUUCAAUGAAUGUAGAUGUGAAAUGAAUGAAAAUUUUGUCUAUUUAUCUUCUAUUUAUACUGUUGUGCACUUACAACACAUUUCCGUUCUCUCUUAUUUCCUUCCGUUCUCUUGUUUUAGUAUAGAUUUAUGUGCUGUAAACCAAGUUUUUCUGCAUUUUAGUAACUUCAGUUUUUUAAACAAUAAAAAGGUCAAUGGA